AUGGCGGCGACCAACCCAGCAGAUUUAACGCAAAUCCAGUUGCGUGAAAAUUUAGAAUUGCAGCUCUCUGAGGUUGAAAUGCUUCGAUCUAUGUAUCCAGAAGAAGAGGAGUUCAAUUUGGAUGAGCAAGCACUUCUAGAUGUACAAGAAUUUUGUUCUGGUAGGACAGAUGAAAAACCACAUAGUCUUCUUAACUUCACACUGACCAUCAGCUUACACGACUGUAAUGGAGAUGGUGGGAGAGAAAACUCUAUAGAUCUGUCUUGUUAUUUCCCUCAAGAAUAUCCCAACAGUAAACCAGAGCUCUUUGUUAGAUCGCAAAUUCUUAACAGAGAAACUCAGAGGGAGGUUAAUGAGACGUUAAACUCUCAUAUAACUGCAACAGUUGGCUCUGGAGAAUUAUGCACAUUGCCAGCACUACAAUGGAUUCAGGAAAAUGGGGAAAUGUACAUUGCUCGUAGCCAAGCUGAAAUUAAAUCUUCUACAACAAUUGCAAGCAAAUCUCAAGAAAGUGAGGUUAAAAUAAAAAGAGAUAGGAUGUUCUUACGAAUGUGGUUAUAUAUGCAUCACAUAUACAGCAAAACAAAAAGGAAAGAUAUUCUUCAAUGGGCCACUGACUAUAACCUCACUGGUUUCUGCCUCCCGGGUAAGCCAGGGGUUGUUUGCUUGGAAGGUGAUGAAUACAAUGUUGAAGAGUACUUCAGUCGUUUACGGAGGCUUAAUUGGAAGAAAAUUACUUGCAGACAUCGAGAAAAGGGAGAAGAAAACAAAAGCAUUGAUGAUCAGAGAAAGUUUUCUGGAUUUGAAGAAUUGUUCUUUGAAGUUCAUGGCACAAGAGAAAACCAUAUGGAUAUGGGCCAGUUUCUUCAUUAUUUAGAACAACAUAAUUUAAGUUAUAUUUUUCAAAUUUUAUUUGGUAUAGAAGGUAAAUCUUCUUUUGACAAGUAAAAGUAACAAUAAAGAUACAAUAUUAUUUAAAUACAAAAUAACCAGUGUAAUUAUUUUAUAUUGGGUAAUUUAACUAAAGUUGGUAACUAAAAUUUUGUGUUCUUUUCUUCUGAGAAUGUACCAUGAGUUUCCUUGACAGGAUGCUUGUUAGCACCUGACCCCACCCCCAUCCUCACCCCCAACCCUCCCCCACCACUACCACUGCUGCCAACACCUUUUUGUGAGAAAAAUGACAGGAAUUGUACCUAACAAUAUUAAGACAACAGGAUGACUGUGGAACAAAAAUGAUGUUCAGCAUAUCCAAAGGAGAAUGCUGGCAGCUUAUUCUACACCAUGAAGCACGUGAUCAUAUGAAAAGGGGAUGUUCCUUAGGCAGAAGGGUCAUUCCAUCCUAAGCUACCUUCUGUACCAAUCACACUAAACGACUAUUACGUCUAUAUUAAUAUUAGGCCAUCAAUUCCUUGUGUGACGCCUGUCAUGUCAGUGUUGCGUGAGAAUGAAAAUUAGAGGUUUGCUCGGGGACUGGACACCACAGGAGAAAUCAUCAUUGCUGCCGCUUUCGCUCCAGAGAUCGAAUAAUCAAUCCGAAGGCUUCAAGCCUUAACCAAGCCACAGAUAUUGUGUAGAGUUCCCGGCGGUUGUACAGGUGGGCACAAUUGUCAUCUGUUAUAUAUAUAACACUUGCAAGGAUCUCCUUGUUUAAGAACGAAGAUCAAGAUCAGUUAUAUUUAAAGUUCGUCACAAAAACAAAAUUUUCCUCUGCGUUCGGUCAUGAUGUCCGUUUCAGCUUGCUGCAUCGGAAUGUCUUGUUCAUUUUUUUUUUUUACGUUCGCUGUGGUCAGCCACUUUCUUUAGUUUGAUUCCAAAAUGCAGUAAGAACUUCUCAUGCAUUGUUGUUAGGUAGUUUUGCUUUGUUUAAACAUAUGCGCAAGAUUACGAUUUGUAGAUUUUCAGUGAAGCUUCCGCUUGAGCAUCUUCGAUUCUUGGGGUCGAAUUUUUGUUAAUUUCUGCGCUCUUGCCUCAAUCGAUUUGUGUGGGCGGAAUUUAUCAAUCAGUAAGAACCGCUUAUUUAACUUUUGCUGAUUUUGAAGAGGUUUCUAACUUGUUAACGUACUCUAUGGCUGUAAAGUUGAGCUAAUAUAUUAUCGAUCGAGAGUGUAUUGUGUUAGACCUACUGAGUGACUGUCCAUUUUUAACAAUUUAAUACCUGAACAUACCUGUGGUGAGUAUUUUUUCAAUCGCCUCUUUUUCUCCGGAGGAAGAAAUUAGGCUAAACUGGAAUUGAAUUAUAGCGAUCAAGUCGCUAAUAUUCUUAACUUUUCCUUUUUCCAGUGUGGUGCGUUGCUCAGAUACAGACAUGGCUCGAGAACUUGUCAACGAAUAUAGUAAUUAAUUACACUUCGCUUGAUUUUAAAAUGAAAGUAAAAUUGGUUAUGAAGUGGAAAAUGCAACAUUUAAGCUUAUUUUUGCACAAUUUAAAUUGUUAUUCAUGUACACAUACAUAAGAGUGCAGUUUUUAACAACGUGUGUGGUUCUAGAAAAGUGUAUCUUGCAAGUUGUUCAUUUCAGACUCAAAAAUUCCGACCACUCUCUUCAAACCCUUACACAUAUAUGUAAGUUUAACAUAUUAAUGCCGAUCAAACUUUAAUUCACCGUUGAUCUGUUCUCGAACGUAAAAAAGUCAGGAUCAUUUCCGCUGAAAAAUAGAUGUUUACUUGGCAGCUUUCAUGCUUGUUCAAUUCUGUCACUUUUCUGGUUUCCUACGUGGGUUUGGUGUUAGGCAAGUCAUUUUAUGUUUAACCAGCUGCUUUCCUUGUUUUUACUAACUUACUAAACAAUUUUCUUUUUCAUGUUAUUUACUUCAUGUAAAUUUAUUCAUAAUCAUCAAGAUUUGUGGUAACAAAUAUUGAUCAAGAAUUUAUAAUUGCCUUGCAGCAUUAUACUUUGAAUGAUAAUUAUUGACUGUUUUUUUUUACAUUGUCACUGUAUAACCCCAGAAAAAUUAUGUCUGAGUGUUCAUCUUCUGCUGAUUUUGUGGUUUCAUAUUCAUGAAGGUAGCGUAAACAUCUCAUCAGUGGCAUUCAAUGUUCAUCUGCAAUAUCUCACAUUAAAUAAAUCCUGAUUUGCAUUGAAAAAAAUAGAGUACGCACGCUCGCCUGAUAAAUACUCCAGCUGUUUCACUUGAAUACUAGUACUUAUAGAGCCAUUGCAUAUCUUUUCUGUCUCUUCCAGAAAAUUACAAAUUAUCUUAAGUGUUUUGAAGAAUGUCUUUGAAGGUCUGAAAAUUUCCAGCCUUAAAGCAAAAAGAAAAAUUUUCUUUUUAGUUGAAGAAUCAGGUGAUUCAAAUGAUCCAGUAACAAAAAAAAAGUAUGUGCAAAUAAUUAACAAUUAUUAUUGGACGAGGUUGAGCAAAAUAUUAUGAUUUGUCAGUGGCAAGAGGGACCCUGACAAAUCACAAUAUUUUGCGAUAACCGAGGUCAGUAAUUGUUUGAUCAUUCGAUCACCGAGUUUGUUGUUUAAAGGAAUAUCUUCAGGAAGCAAAGCGAUCUGCCAUUUUCACGUAAGAGCGAUCACAAGAUGGAGAGAAACGUGGUUUCAUUUAUGCAUUCAUGAACUGAAUAUUAUUUGCAGCCAAACAAAGUUGGACAACAUUGUGCAUGAGCAGACCAUUUUUUGUAGGCAGUUAUUUGCAGGUCACGUGGUGGGCUCUCGGCCAAUGAAAAGGAAGAAAAAUUUGCAACGAAUGAUUAUUUAAUUUUUUAACCCGUGUGCAGAUGUCUCAUUUUCCUACAGCAAUUAAAUUAAAAGGAAAUACUACACAAUUAAACCUCUCUACAGUAGCCACCUAAGAGCAGCCUCAGAAGACAUUCUUAAGCCUGGUUCUCGUAUGCUGCCGAAGUACCUGUGACAUGGCUGCCGAUACUGCCUGCAAUACUACUCCAACAUAUGAAGACAUUACACCGCCUGCAACAAGAAACAUCGCAGGUCUUAAACCACUUGCAUUCCUGCGAAGUCGUCCUUGAGUCAACUUUGGAGGCAUGCCAACUGUGAAGACUGACAUGGCCUCUGCUACCAGCACCUUCUGUUCUCACAUCAGAACAGUGUCGCAGGCAGUACCGGCAGUUAGGUCACAGGUAGCUCAGUGGCAUAUGAGAACCAGGCUUUACUUCAGAGUGAGCACAGGCCUGUCAGAGGCUGAUCCUUUUUUGGUCACCACAGGAGACCCAAGUAAAAAUUGCAGAUUACAAUGGUAUGAUUGUAACAUUUUUCUCCUAUUUUUUCACGAUCUUCACUGCAGGCUUGACGAUGUCUGUAUCAUCUGUACAUGGUCCAAGCUCUGGAUCAACUAUUGUUAAAGUAGGCUGGCUUCAGAAACGAGGUAAGUUGUUUAUGAUCAUAAAUUAUUUUUGAUUUUCAUAAAAAUGUAUCUCAAUCAAUCUACUAAGGCACCAGCGAGUGUUGCUUUUGAGCCCUUUUUGUCUGAAGUUGCAAGUGGAUUGUGACUGUUUGGGUGUACAAUGGGUAAGGUUUUGUGCUGUCUGAAACCUUAGGGACUGCAAUUGGCUAUUUCAAUUUGCUAUCAUUGGUUUCUUGAGGACAGCCAUUUAAGUCUAAAAUAGGAUGGGCAAGGUCAAAUAUUUUGGUGUGAAAUUUGGCGAGGGUUGUGUGGAGCAUGCUGAACAACCCCGCCCUAAUUGCCAAAAGCACCUUUUAACCGUAGCAGGAGUCAUUCCCUUCACAGAGCACAGCCAUUUUUGCCACCCUUUUUUUGCUGACCACCUUCCUCCUGAUCAUAAUAGCCCUUUUUUUAAAAUCUUAUUCUCAGGGGAAUACAUUAAGAAUUGGAGACCUAGAUAUUUUCAGCUUUGGAGUGAUGGUUCUUUCAUUGGGUACAAGGAGAUUCCCAAGUCAAGAGAAACUGAACCUUUGAACAACUUCUCUGUUUCCAGUAAGUACACUAAUAAAUAACUUCAAUACUAAACUUCAAUAAUUGAGUAAGUAAAAUUUAUCACAUUGGAAAUCACCAAAGUAUUUUUAUUCUGUGCUAAUGUUGAUUUGAGAGUAAAGCUUUGCUCUAGGAGCACUCAUGUAGCCCCGUCUGACACCUUUGUUAUUAUACACUCUACAGUGUAAUGUACUAUAUUGUGAUCUAAUGUAUUUUUUCUUUAUUUAUUUUACCAGAGUGCCAAAUUAUGAGAACAGAAAAGCCGAAGUCAAAUUCAUUUAUUAUAAGGUAUAGUGUGUGUUUAUUUUCCAGUGGUUGAACUCUCUCAAGCUUUUGUAACAGGGGCGGAUCUAGGGGGAGGGUGCAGGGGGUGCGCACCCCCCCACCCCCUUAGAUGACCUGCGGUUUUCUAAUACAACUGGUAGCCUGUAUACAGACGUCUCCUCCUCCCUCAGGAAAAAAUCGGGAGAGGGGACAACUGGUAUUCUGCCAAAAAAAAAAAAACUAUGUGGUUUAUUGGUGUUGAAGUAGAGCAAGAGACAAGUGCACCCCCUCCUAAAAAAAAUCCUGGAUCCGCCCCUGUGUAAUAUCAGCCAGAUGAGAAGACAAGAGUUGAUGUCCUCUUUACUCUGAUAUAAAACUGGUAACAGCAAGCUUUCUGUUACCUAUCUGAGAUGUGUGCUAUGUAUGAACUCAUAACAUGAGAAGAGCUAAGACCAAACCAUGAAAGAAAUGCCCCUCACUCUUUUGUAACAUUAGUGUGGAUCCUUUCUGUUGCCUUGAAAAAAACAAGCAAAACAAAGGGAAAGGAGGCCAGGCUAAUGGCUCAAUGCCACCUCCCAAGAUCAUGGGCACUGAGACUAGAUUACAAUGCUGUGCUCUAAGGAACGUUGAAGGGAGCCCUGUGCUCUGAACCUGUGAAAUCCAUGGUGCCCAGCGUAUGAUUUGUAUGCAAAAACUAAGAUUUUCUAGUUGCCGGAGAGCAAAAGUUAGGCGCUAGGGGAAACUGGGACAGGAGCACUGCCUUGGAUUAUCACUUCACCCAGCAUGAGCUUGUAGUCCAGCAUUGGUUAGAGCACAGGCCUCCCACUCAGCAACCAGGGGUUAGCCUGCUGACUUAACCUUGGUAGCAGUAAGUUUUCAUGAACUUAGUGUUUGGCAUUGUUAGUGAUCAACAUCAGCUUUCUUCUAACAAUAUUAAUACAUAACCAAGGAAAAAAGGUUAUGAGAGUUAAUCCAGUGAUCACCAAAGAAAAAUGUUUUGAUUUUCAACAAAUUCUCUUAACUAAUUCCUUAAGAAAAUGUAUGAAGAUCCAUCUGGAGAAUUUGUAGGUUGGUACUGGAAGGAGAAAUUGAAUGAUGGUGACUGAGUAAAAGGUUACCAUGGAUGAAAUCUUGUGUAAUUUACUAUAAAAAUACCGGUAACACGACUUUCAGUCAUAGAAAAAUGUUUUGUGAUGUUUUUCUUAUCCACAGAUGUUGGCAGUGGACUAACCUGAUAGAGAGGACAUUCCAUUUAGACAACGUUGCUGAAAGGUUUGCUGUUCACUAAAACUGAUUGCUUGUGGUUACAGUUUUUUUAUUAUUUUCUAAAGGUUUAUGUCCAAUUUUCCCCUUGCCUCUUCCCUUUUGAGUGCCUGGCGUGGAGGAGGCUAAGGAAAGAGGUCCUCUGGUGGGUAGUAAUGUCCUCGGGGGGUGGUAAUGUAUGUCCCUAGACUGAUUUUCAAAACCUGUUGUUUUGCGUUUUGAGAAGGUGGCCAUGUCCCUGUCGGUAUUUUACUAUUGUAUUUGGAAUUUCAGGUUCAAUAACAUCUUCAUGUCGCUGUUUCAAGGCCUGUGUUGCUUGUUGAAAUGUUACCUUAAGGACCUCAGGAAAGACCCGCUUGUCACAUAGAUUGGAAUUGAAUUGCAAGUCUUGGUUUUAUUCAAAGCCUCUUAAGCUUUUAGCCUUAAUAUUAUUUUGAAAGGUUCAUAUGCACAGUAAAUUUUGUUGUCAAAUUUUUCAGAGAAGAAUGGGUUUCUUCCAUUCAAGAGGUAGCUGAUAAAUUGCGUGAAAGUGCAAAAUAUGAAAAAGAGGACUCAGUGACAGAUGAAAUCACCUUGAGAAGUGAAAAAAUGGUUUGUUACUUAACUUUUUGUUUUAGAAGAAAAUUGACAAACUGCCUCAAUGUAUGCUCUGUUUUACUGUGUCAGUUUGUUCUAAUUAGCAUUGUUCUUUAGCAUUCCCCCAAAACAUUCCAGUUUUAGAAAGCUCAGUGUUCUAAACAGGAUUUUUAGUUGGGCAAACUUGAGGGCCCCCGAUUGAAAUAACAGGCCCACACUAAAGUAAAAGAGAAGUCAUCUCUCAUACUUAUCAGCUGCAGGUAUUACUAUUUUUCCUAAAUUUUAAAUAUCUUUUUUUUUUAGACCCUAGACGAUUUCCAUCUACUGAAAGUUCUUGGAAAAGGGACAUUUGGUAAGGUCAUGCUAGCAAAGUUCAAGAAGACUGGUGAAGUCGUUGCGCUUAAGAUUUUAAAGAAAGAAGUUAUUGUUGCCAAGGUCAGUAAACACGUUCUUUCUCAACAACUCACGCGCAAGAUAGAGUGGUAGUCACUUCUGAUAGUCUCAUUAAUUUACACAGGCAAUUUCUUGUGAUUUUCGUUGUGAUUUGAUAUGGACUUAAACAUUAUCCAAUAAUAUUUAAAUCAAAAUUUCAUCCCACAGGAUGAAGUUGCACAUACAUUAACAGAAAACAGAGUACUAAGAACAAUGGUACAUCCUUUUCUCACAGUAAGUUGCUACAUUUUUCAUUUGGACCUAAUCAUUAACUUCAAUAAAAUAUCAACAAAUCAGAAUUAUAAUGUCAACAUUGUAUGCGAGUAUGGUAUCACUGUGCGUUGUUGUCAAUUAGUCACCUCAAGUAAAUUUUACCACAUCAGAAUUCAUUAACUUUGUUGCCUUUGUGUUGUCGCACAGGAGCUGAAGUACUCUUUUCAAACAAAAGAAAGACUAAUAUUUGUAAUGGAAUAUGUCAAUGGUGGUGAGGUUAGUUAUAGACGUGUAUUAUCUUGUUAUUAUUAUUUAGUUUAAAAUAAAUAAAAAUGAAGCAAAGGGCAGUGGAGUGAAAAAAGAAUGGGAAAAAAGGAUGACCAAUGUAGCUUAUACAGCUGUGGCGGUAAGGGUGCAGUGGGACUUGAACUCAAGGCCUCUGGAUUGCAAGGUGAAUGCUCUACACAUGGCCUUGCCGCCUCUUUAAACUGAAAAAAGGAAAUCAAAAACAGGACGUGGGAAAGAAAUAUGAAGAGAACUUUGAAUUGUUUAAUGGCCGCAGGAAUGUGAAUUUAAAUGCACAUAUAACUGAUAGAAUGUGGAUUAUCACUAUACAGUGUAGACUUCAUUUUAAUAGUACAGUAUAUAUUCACUUCAUUCUCUUUAGGUAGAAAUAGAAAAUUAAUUCAAAUUGAUAGCAGUUAAAUCACAGCUUAUAUUGUUAAUUUUGCUGUUUGCUAUUUUGUUUCAUCAGCUUUUUUUCCACCUAUCUAAAGAACGUGUGUUCUCAGAGGACCGGUCAAGGUUUUAUGCUUCUGAAAUUGUUUUAGCGGUCAAGUAUCUUCAUGAGAAGAAAGUGAUCUACAGAGAUCUUAAGGUAAUUUCCAACAGGUCAGAUGUAAGUUCUUGUCCCAUAUUCUUGCAACCACUGUUUGAAUUUGAAAGAUGUUAAGUAGCAUACUUUCAUCAGUCAGCUUUAAGAUUUCCAUGUUCUGGUAGAUUAGUUUAUUUAGACUUUCUCUUUUUUGACAGCUUGAAAAUUUGCUGCUUGACUCAGAGGGUCAUAUUAAAAUUGCUGACUUUGGGCUUUGUAAAGAAGAUGUUUCACAUGGGGCAACAACAAAAACAUUCUGUGGCACUCCUGAAUACUUGGCACCUGAGGUUAGUUUUCCAUAUCUUCUCCCAUGGCAACUGUAUAAAUAAGUAGUUUUUAUAAUCUGAAAAUUAUGUUGAUUAUUUAUGUUUGAAAAUUAGGUGAAAACCUGACAAAAUUUAUACAACUGAUUGUCAAAGUAUAUGUACGUAAACAUUGCUUGUAACAGUAAGUUGAGCUGUGAAACUGUGAAAGGUAAGUUGAAAGGUAAGUUUCAAGUAAGUUGAAGUUACCCAACAGAUUAUUGAACACAAAAUUUUGCAUAAUUUAUGUUUUUAUGAAGGUUGAAAGCCUAAUAAGAAUGGAAUAUAUUUUAAAUGAAGGACACCUUUUAAGUACAAUCUAUAUCCACAUACAAAUUCUCCAAACUGAUCUCUUUACAUUUCCUUAAAGAAUGAGUUAAGAGAAUUUGUUAAAAGACCAAAGCAUUUUUACUUAGGUGAUCAUUUUAUUAAUUCUCAUAACUUAUCUGUUGACAAUGUAUGGAUAUUGUUGGGAGAUCUUGAUCUUGGUCACUAUUGGGACUUAAAGGGUUAAGCUAAACAGGAUACUCAUGGCAUUGGGUAAAAGGGGCAAAAAAUUAAGAGAGGUGGGAGGGGCAAAGAAGGAACCGACACUUUUUUCCUAGUUUCAGAAGUGUUAGUGUAUCAUGAGUGUUAACUAUAGCAAUCCUUGGUGUGAAUUAGAGCCACGAUCUUGAUUAAACCAAACGUCCUUUUUUUCAGGUCCUGGAGGAUAGUGAUUAUGGGCCUGCUGUUGACUGGUGGGGAGUAGGUGUAGUCAUGUACGAGAUGUUAUGUGGCCGACUUCCAUUCUACAACAGGGAUCAUGAAGUUCUAUUUGAACUGAUUUUAACGGUUUGUAAUAAUUAUCAUGGCGGUUAACAUGAUCCACAAAGUACCAGUAUAGAUGUUAUUAAUGAUUAAUUAUUUUAACCAUUUAUUAUUGUGAAAGCCAAUACAGCCAUGUGAAUAGUCAAGCUUGGAAGUUAUUUGCUUCAUAAAUAAUAAUUCAAACAAGUAAAUACAGCAUAUCUGAUUUAAACUUGCCAUUGAACAGCAAAAUAUCUACAAAGAUUCUUCUUAAAGCAAGUAAGAAAUAAAGCAGCAAAUGUUUUGCUUGUUCGCAGUCGUAUUGAUUAUGAUGGCAGUUUUUUUUUUUACUUAUUUUUUUAUAUAUAUUUGUUACAGGAAGAUGUGAAAUUCCCUUCAAGACUUACUGACGGAUCAAAGAGUAUCCUUUCUGGACUUCUACAGAAAAACCCUUCCACACGGUACAUGCAAAAAAUACUAUCCACAUCUCAAUUCAACAAUUGAAUUUUCUUACAGGAAAGGUGUAAAAUUAAAGUUGUAUAAAGUAUUUAGGAAGAAAACUAGUAAAUUUUAUUUUUCCUUAAAAUUUUAUACUGUAUAAAGCUUGUUUCACUGUAAAUAUACUUUGACAAUUUUUGUAGGUAAAGGUUUCUCUUACAUUAACUGCCCCAACCCAAACAAAGGAUAGUGGAAUGUCAUAGAUCUGUGUUCACUUUGCUUUAAGAUCAUUUUUACUCUAAGGAUCAUCCAUACAUCCAUACAUAUUUUAUUGUAACUCCCUAAAAGGGUUUUCCAGUUACAAGACAACUUUGCCCCAAAAAAUUUAAUACGAAUUAAAAGGAACAAGAAUAAUAACAGGAAUGUAUGAAAAAGUUAAAUACAAAAACAGAAUAAUGCAUUGGGUAGGACUAUUACAAAUUCAAUUAUUGAUGUAGCUUGACGAUAUGUUUUUCAAAAAUGCUAACCGAAUCAGUUGAUUUAAUACCAACGUUUUGCCCCUCGGUAGGAGAGGGACCACUGACCGACAGCUUGAUGGCAUCUCGGAAUAUUUAGCUGACUACUAAUAGUACUUUUUUGUGUGAAUUUCACUACAUCAGAUAAAUUUCUCAGCCAAGAAGUUAGAGACAAGAUUGUUUAUACAUUUAAACAUCACUACAGUAUUGUUCAUUAAAGUUUUCACUAACAGGUAGCCAGAUAAGGAAUUUAGUACCUUGUGAGAUGUGAUAGAACUUUUUUAGAUCAAGUAUGAUUUGUGCUGCAAAGUUCUGGACUAGCUGUAGUUUCUUGAUGUUGCACUUACUGGUAUUUCACCAGACAGAUAAGCCAUAAUAAUAUAAAGUGUGCUGAAAACAAGUGAACUUAAGAGGAGAAGUAUAUUGAGUAAAUGAUUUGUUACAGUGAAAAUAUACAUAUCAUAAUCUUUACAGCCUUGGCGGAAGCACAGAUGAUGCUAAAGAGGUCAUGAGACAUAAGUUCUUUCAGAGUGUCAACUGGGAUGACCUCCUUCACAAGAGGGUAAGAGGCAGACCUUCCAAGUCUCACAGUUUGACUCAACUCACGGUCUCACGAUAUAGCUUCCAAAUGUCGCGGUGAAUCUGAAAAUCAUAAUAUUGCCAGACAAUUCCGGUAGGAAUCGCAUAAUUUUAAAAACCUGUCUUCGUGAUGGACGAAUUGUAUCAAUCUAAUUUUGGGGGGAAACCUGAAUCCAAUUUGAACCUCAUUCCUGUAAAAUGUAGGUUCAGUAAGGUCUGGGGAAACCUCUCACUUUGCCUCCCGCUGUCCUAUCGACCUGGAGAGUAAAACAGAAUCUUCUCUUUGCUGCCAAAAGAGCAACAAGAGAGUGCAACAGAGACCACUUACAGGGUAAAAAAUAUCAUGACAAAUAAAAAUAUUUGGCCUUUUUGGUUUUAUUUGACAUAUAUUCUCCAGGUUUGAGGUGCCAAUCUCCAGGUUUUUAAGAGCUUUUUUUCAAACACUUCAGAUUUGCAUGGUUUAGGGGUUGGAAGGUCUGAAGAGGCAAUAUCAAAUUUCACUGAUAGUUGCUAUAAGUAUCUUAAGAUGUCUUCAUUUUCUUUGGGAAAUCAAAACUAACAGCACAGGACUUAAACUUAACAGGGAAUUAGGGCAAUUUCCCUUGCUGAUACCUGUGUCAAAUAUGCACUGUUAGGACAAGUUUGCAGAAAAACAAGCCUGGAUUCAACAGAAUCUUAUAAAACUACAUUGAACCACUGCGCAGCACAAAUAAAAAUUUUCAUGUGAACGGUGAUGCUAAGUUGAGGGAUUUCUAAAAUGUGAUGUUGAUACCGCAGGUUAAGCCCCCUUUCAGGCCAGUGGUAAAGUCUGACACCGAUGUUUCUAAUUUUGAUGAAGACUUCACCAGCGAACCAGUCAAACUGUCACCCCCUGAAGGUAAGGCAACCGAUCAUGAAAGAUUAAGCUCCAAUAUCCAUAUAUAAAUUCUCCAGACUGAUCUUCAUACAUUUCUUUAAAGAAUCAGUCAAGAGAAUUUGACAAAAGAUCAAAGCGUUUUCCCUUUAAUGGUCACGAUAUUCUUUCUCAUAAUGAUGCAUAGAUGUUGUUAGGAGAAAACUGAUGUUGGUCACUCUUGGGAAAUAAAGGGUUGAAAUUUUGGAAGAACAACUCUUCAUGACCAGCUGUCUGUUGACUGCUGCCCAAAUUAUCAAAGAUAGUUGAUCAGUUGUCAGAUGACUGACGAGCAAUGGUUUUCUGAGUGUGCUUAAUAAUACCUAAACCAACUGUUGGUUAAACUUGGUGAUUUGUAAAUGUAGUGCACCUUAGGGAGCGUUCAUUUUUUAUGAGAGAGGGGGGGCUGGUGGGAUUUGGGGGAGGCCACUCGAAAAAAAAUUGGCUUGAAAGGGGGGGCCAGCCGAAAAAAAGUGAAGGAAAGGGGGGGUCGGACGAAAAAAUUAGAUUAAAAAUAGGAUAAGAGAUGUUUACAAAUGGAAGAAAAAUUGUGCUCUUUUAUUUAUAACAAAUAUGCUAAAACAGUUCCAGGGUAACAAGAAAACUUCUCAACAGCUUUUAUAUUUUAUAAGGACAGUGAACAUACCAUAAUAACAGUCUUGAAUAGCAACAACUUUCUUUUCAUUCAUAAAAAUGUUGUUGUCAAGCUCAUAUAAUUAAAACCAAUAAUUUGAGUCCUGAAUUGGAACUGACCUCGUUACCAGAGCUUUUGUCUGAGAAAUUUAAUGGGAGGGGCAUGAAACUACUACGAGGUGUCCCCUUCCUCAUUUUCGACGUUCUCUUCGAUCUCGUCGUCGCUGUGUUCCUCUUCUUCUUCCUCCUGUUCUUCUUCGUCGUCUUCCUCUUCUUGCUCUUCUUCAUCAUUUUCUUCUUCCUCUUUGUUCAUGUCUCCGACGUUUGAGCUAUAAUCUUCAGGAUGCAGGAAGCAAUACAUCCUGUUUCUUACUUCUGGCUUAAGGUUGGUAAUAAGCCUGCUUUGUGCCGCGUUGCUGAAGUAGCUUGAUUGCAGUAGGUGAGCGAUGAAUGCUACAUCCCGUGUUAGCAACAAUGCUGCUACAUCUUCAACGUUUAUGCACGCUUCCGGAAUUGUCGUGGAGGGAGGAUAAAGAAGACAAAUGGGAAGCUCUUUUGCAAGGGGAUUUGCAACGCAGAUAUGAUGCACGCGUAGGACGUUGUUUUCAAACCGUUUGCGUUUUCUGCCCUUUGAUUUCCUACGGUUUUGUUUUAAUUUUCUUUUUUUUUCACACAUAGUGUCCUGUUAAGCCCUUGAAGACCUGGUCAAAGGUCUCCUUCUUUUUUUCGAGGUUUUCUAACUCCCCUGAAACCUUGAGCUGCUUUGCCUCAAUCCUAGCGAUGUGCUGCACAUUGAAGUCAUGGUGGAAUUUCUUGUCAGGCUUCAGGGUAAUGCCAUUCGCCUGGAAGAGCGUGGAGUCAUGAUCACUCAGAAUUUUUAACUGCCCUUUCAGUUUCUCAACAGCCUCUCUGUGUUCUCUUAUAACGUAGUUCAGUCUCCGUCCAUCACUAGGUUUUAACUGGUACUCUGUUUGUAGCAACUCUCCUAACCUCUCCGAGCAACCAUCUGAAGACGACUCAAAUGAUGUCGUUCUUGCUUUUAUCGCCUCAGACGAGGAAUAUGUAGACGAGCGGCCAGCUACAACACGCUCAGGACAAGCAGUAACAAGAAGAGCUGAAAUUGACUUUUCAUUCUUUUGAGUGAGGAUUUGUUAAAAACAGCUUUCUAGCUUUCAGCUUUCUUUCACUAAAUUACAUGAAAUGUAACAAAACGAAAUUUUAAUGCAGUAACUUUUUUAAUACCUUAUGUAUUUUUCUAUUCAUGGGGCGGGGGGGCCUUCCAAAAAAUUACUCUGAUGAGGGGGGGGCCAUGCGAAAAAAAUCGGAAAUCGGGGGUCAUAUUAUUUUCAAAUUACACUCCUCCAAAUCCCACCAGCCCCCCCUACCCCAUGAAAAAUGAACGGUCCCUUAAUACUUCCAUCAUUCUUUUUCUGCUAGGGGAUUACAGCUGUUUGUACACACUUUGAUCUUUUUGCGUUUGGUUUAAAAGUCAUAAUGACAUUAACCUUUCGUGGCAGGCAUGUGGAAGUGUGGCCCAUUUUGUGGCCAUUUAUGGCAAAUAUCAGUGUUUGAAUCUGAGUCAUGCAGUAUUUUAGGCUUUUUAUUCUGCAAUUGCAUAAAUUGACAUCCGAUCUGAUAUUCAUCUGUAUAAACUGGUUUGCAGGUAACCUGGCUGAGAUUGCUGAAGAGGAUGAAGCUAAUUUUACUCAGUUUUCAUACACGCCUGAGAAUGGAGAAAGCUUGAAGUCAUAACAGAGACAUUACACUUUGCAGUUAGCACAAAAACUUUGGUACAAGCAAGAUUAGUCUGUUGCAGUACAGUACAUGCCUUCCCUUUGUUGCUAUAAAAAAGGCAGAUGUGAAAAUAUGUUAAAAACAAAACAAAAAGAGUAAAAAACCAAAAUCAAGGAUGAAGCUUAGCAGAAAGGUUCUCUUUUUCUCAGUAUUGAUCACAGUUUUUUAUUUCUUGAGUGUUAGAUCCUAUUUAUACAGCAUACCAAUGAUUGGCGUAAAUUUACUGUAGGUUUUUUGUUUUUCUUAGAGCUAACUCUCAAGGCAUGAUAGAAGGUAUUUUUUGCUUUCUUUAUAGCUAGAUGAACUUUUUUCAUGAAAAAAAAGUUUCAAUCAGCCAGCAAUGGAGCUUCAUAGUUAACGUCAAUGUUGCUACCCUGCUCCCUUUGUUUGAAUUCUGGUUUAACACUUGCCCACUUCAAACAAUGGAAGGAGACUGUAGCCUGCAUUCUUAAAUCACAGUUUUGACACUCUACAUAGCGGUACAAGUCAGAAGAAUAGGUUUCAGUUGGUUAAAAAUUCCAUAAAUUUUCUAUGAACAAUUUUAUUACACUAUAUUACCACGUCAUUGUGACUUAUCUAUGAUUAAGUAAAAAUGGCCUGCACUGUUUUUUAUAAAUUAUAAGAAAAAGUAAUGAUUAAAAUAUUACUUCAUAUUUAGGAAGUCAAUGUAACAUAGAGGAGUGUUUGUAUUUACAAAUUUGCAAUGAUAAUAGACAGUAGGAUGAUUUAACUUGAAAUUAUUAUUAAUUUUCCUGUCACUUUUGUUCGUGUUAACAAAUCACAAAACGAACACAGGCAACAGAAAUCAUUUAAUAUUAUUUUUACCACAUGUAGCUACUAGGAAAUAAGAAGUUUUGGUUUCUGUUCUGUUUUUUCAAUAAUACAUGGCAUGAUCCAAUCCAAAAAUAACUUUGACACUAGAUUAAGAACUCUCUUAUCACAGGUUAAUAAUUAACAUUCCACAUCACUGAAUGAUUACAAUAACUGGUCUUGAACAUCAAUUUUAAAGUGACAGUUAUUUAACUGGAUUUUCAGCUUGAGUCAUUAAACUGUCCAAUAAAGUUGAGUUAGUGACUAUAACUUGUGAAAUGAAUAAAUUUAUCUAUGGAUCUUUCUGUUAUCCAUGAUUUAUUUCAGGAAUCAGCUCAAACUUUUUUACACAGUACUACUGCGGUGUUGAUGACAAUAGUUGACUGUAUUUUCUCAAAAAAAUACCAUUCAUGUAAAUAAUUUUUUGAUUUACAAACUAGGAAUUUUGUUGUUACACGCUAGCUUUCAUUAGCGUUUUUGAAGUAAUAAAAUGCAACAGUGUGAUCAAAAUUAUGUUGUUGUUGUUUUUUAAUUUAUUCAAAUAAACAGCUACUUUGUAAAAAAGAGUCUUUUUACUGUAGGAGACAGCUCUUGUACAACCAGCAAUUAAUAAUACUGCUUAAUAAGGACAUCCAUAUAUAACAGACACCGUUUGUUUUUCCCGAAAAAAAGCUCAUAUAUAUUCUCUAAAAUUAA
Molecule: messenger RNA, 15964 nt
Organism: Porites lobata
Lineage: Eukaryota; Metazoa; Cnidaria; Anthozoa; Scleractinia; Poritidae
Source: the annotation of a GenBank genome assembly